Purpureocillium lilacinum is the source of this 1713-nucleotide messenger RNA. NCBI's taxonomy places the organism in Eukaryota, Fungi, Ascomycota, Sordariomycetes, Hypocreales, Ophiocordycipitaceae. The record is from RefSeq and is a predicted model, not a curated record.
AUGGACGACAAUGACGACACUCGGGACACAAUCGAGCGCCCAGGAGUGCUCCGUCAGGGAUGGAAGCAGAACGGCCGCGUGACAAUUGCCUGCACCGCAUGCCGCACCCAGCAUCUCCGCUGCGACGCCGCCCAGCCAGUCUGCUCGCGAUGCCGCGCCCUCAACAAGCCGUGCGUGUACACCAACGUGCGGCGGAGUCGUCGGAAGGUGGCAAAGGUCUGGGACAGUUCGCCAUCGGAGCCCAGAGCCCGGCAUGAAGAUGUUCACGAUGGCAUACAAACAACCGACAUACGUGAUGUCGCCAUCCCGACACAACAAGGACCAUCGAACCCGCCUCACCGGCGGACAGGUGCAUCCUCGGCGCCAUUCGUCCCCAACUGCUCCGUCGAGGCCAGCUCCGCCAUUGAUGGAUUCUACUCGUACUUCUUCCCUGGCCAUCCGUUCGUGCUCCCGAGGACUUCCUUCAUCUCUCAGGUCGACCGCGACCCUGCUUCGGUGGCCGACUUGCUCCCAGCCAUGGCACUGGUCGGCUCUCUGUAUCUCCGCGAUGCGCGAUCGUCGUCGUACAGACAGGGCGUUGAGCAGGCACUGUGUCAGCAACUACCGCCGACAGGAUUCUCCGUUCAGGCCCUCAUGCUCUUUGCCCUCGUCCUGGAGUGGAGCGGUGAGAAUGAGCGCGCGGAAUCGACAUUGGGGCAGGCCAAAUCGUUGGCGUUGUCGAUUCAGAUGAACCAGAAGCCCUUUGCAACAAGACACGGUCAGGGCAUCCCAGUGAUGGAGGAGUGUUGGCGGCGGACAUGGUGGGAGCUCUAUGUAAUUGACGCUCUCUUUGCUGGCAUCCGCCACCAGCCCACCUUUGAUCUCUGGAACGUCGACACGGAUGUUGAUCUGCCCGGAGAAGAGGCAGAUUACAUUGAGGCCAAUAUCGCGUCGCCUCGCACGCUUACGGAGUACGAGGACCGCGGCUUCGACCAAGUAGACGUCCCGUUUUCUUCCUUCGCGUACCUGGUUGAUGCGGCCCGCAUCCUGGGAACCACGCUGGCAGCCGGGGACGUCGCUGGCGGGUCGCCCGUCGCCCUGGUCAAGAAUGCCGAGGCCAACAUUAUGAGCUGGGACCUGCACCUACCGCAGAGCAAGCGAGACCCCGUCCGUCCCAACGGAUCCGUCGACGAGGUGCUCUUCCGGGCGCACAUGGUCAUCAACACGCAAUGUUGCGGCACACCUACACAGGCCGAGGUCACUCCUCCAUUACAGCACAAUGGAGCUCCUGUGCUCCAAGCCAUUCGUGCAGCCAUUGCUUUCAUUGACCUACUCACGGUACCCGCGUCGGCGACUUCGCACAGCCCCUUCGUCAUGUGCAUGGGCUCCAUGGCGAUGGCGACGCACAUGUCGGCGUGCGAGCUCCUGCUUCGCGGUGACGACUACGCGCAUGCGCGGGACCGUGUGCGUGUCUUUCUCGGCAUCCUGCGCGCGUUUGAAGGAGUGUGGCCACAAGCAUGCAAAUGGUCCGGCGAGAUGAGGCUCAUGGCCAAGGCGGUGUUCGCGAACCGUGACCGGGACGGAAACCUCCUUUCAGAUCCACUGGGGGCGUUGACCCAAAGCUUGGGCGAUGGGUUCCAGGGGGUCCGGGUUGAGGAUUUGGGCACCGGAAGCUCAGGAGAUGACUUGGACAUGCUGCUCACUGAUGCAAACUUCGGCGAGAUUAUUAUCUAG